AUGUUCGAACACGAGUUGCAUGUACAUGAAGUUGCUCACAUUGUGUCAUUCCUUCCGAUAGAUGAAAUAAUUAAGUGCAGGAGAGUGAAUAAUGUGUGGAAGAGAGGUGUUCAUUCCAAUCAAGUUUUCUGGAAGAUGAUGUAUUGUGAUUAUUAUAGGAUUGAUCAAUAUUAUACACUUACUAAUGAUAAUAAUUGUUGUUGGUUAUCUAAAUUAUUGGAAAUUACUUGGAAAAUUCCUAAAAAACAAAAUGAUGCCAAAGAUCAACCAUAUGAAGUUAAUAGUUUGGAGAUUGCAGAUAAUUAUCAAUCAUUCUUUAAACAGGAAGAUGAUAGAGAAGAUUAUUAUUGUACAAAUACUCUGCUUUUAGAAGCAAAUAGAGCAUCUUUUAAAUUUAGAAAGGAAAUUCCAUUGAAUGUAGAGGAUAUAUUGGAUCAUUACAUUAUCACUAUUGUAUAUGAUUCAUUGACAGUUUCUGGAUACACUCCUAAUUUAUUUAUUGACAAAGUGAAAGCUGAGCUUUGUGAAAAUAGGUUAGGUAUCGAAAUGACAACAGAAAUACCUCUAUUGACAUUCCUUUCUUGUGUUUUGAAAGCUGAUAAUUAUGCAGACAAUUUUUCCAAGUUAUCUCAAUAUUUAAUGCCACAUGAAACUGUAAUUCAAUAUGAUAUUGGUUUGAAUGUUGAAAAUUUCACACCAAUGAUAUCUCCUUUUGAAUUAAUUGAAGUAUUGAAUGUCAAUGAUGUAAAAUUAUCAGAUAGACAUGAGCCACUUUAUUUGUCAAAUCUUGAAGGAUAUAUAUUUCCUUCAUAUUAUAAUGCUGGUGGAGGAUAUACGGACAACUUAGACCUUAAGGUAAUAGUUGAUGAUUCAGAUAGAAGAAUUGUAAAUAUUGAAAGAACAUGUCGUAGAGAUUACUAUUAA
This is a messenger RNA of Naegleria gruberi, 924 nucleotides long. RefSeq lists its product as uncharacterized. NCBI's taxonomy places the organism in Eukaryota, Heterolobosea, Eutetramitea, Acrasida, Naegleriidae. Bases 1 to 924 code for a protein of 307 amino acids. Gene Ontology annotation, molecular function: protein binding. The transcript has a single exon. The record is from RefSeq and is a predicted model, not a curated record.